Pseudoliparis swirei is the source of this 1395-nucleotide messenger RNA. RefSeq names its product cationic amino acid transporter 2 family protein. Gene Ontology annotation, biological process: amino acid transport. NCBI's taxonomy places the organism in Eukaryota, Metazoa, Chordata, Actinopteri, Perciformes, Liparidae. Bases 689 to 979 code for a protein of 96 amino acids. The record is from RefSeq and is a predicted model, not a curated record. Gene Ontology annotation, cellular component: plasma membrane. Gene Ontology annotation, molecular function: amino acid transmembrane transporter activity. The transcript has 4 exons.
UCUGUGUGCUCACCGGAGCGCGUCCGCUCGGUGCCGCCAGGCUGCUACACCGGCGCGACCGGCUCGCUGUAGCGAUUGGGAUAGCGUGUGUGUUGACUUUGGUAGCAUUGCCGCCGUGCAUAGCUAGCAGAGUGUGUCCACUCAGGCUAACGGAGCCUACGCUAAAUCCGACAGCUACCUCCUGUUCCACAGGACCUCGGCCCAAGUAGCGGAGCGCUCUCGCGCAGGCUACUGUUGGGCGAUUCCAGCGCUAACGAGAGCGCGUCCGCUCGUUGCGGCUGGAUGCCACACUGCUACACCGCGACCGGCUUCCAGUGAGCAGAGCGUCCCGCUCAGGCUCACCGGGGGGACGCUAAGGAGGCUAUAAGUCGAUACUGAUGCAUACGUGCACAUGUACCUCUAUGACAUCGCCGCUGUUACAGCAGCAGAGCGUCUCCACUCAGGCUGCCACGCUAAUGCUGACAGCUACCAGACGAGUGAAGUGUGUCCUCACUCUCUCACUAGACAUGCUGUUUUCUGACCCGUGUUCACGGGAUCAGCGUCUACAGUAGCGCAGAGCUCCCGCUCAGGCUUACCGGGAGGCACCACCUUUCUCUCCGUGGUCUUAAGCCUCGUCAUAUCCCAGGCGGUGGAGUCCCUGCAGGCCCUGGAGUGUUGGAGCUCCCUCUGGGUCUCCGUCAUCGGGCUGAUGCUGGUGCUCAUCACGCUCAUCAUCUGCAGGCAGCCGCAGAGCACGGCCAGGGCUGCGUUCAUGGUUCCUUUCGUGCCACUGCUUCCUGUCUUCAGCACCUUCGUCAACGUCUACCUCAUGGUUCAACUCGGGUGGAUGGCAGUAGGUCUAAUCAUCUACUUCUGCUACGGUGUUCGGCACAGCGUGCAGAAGCAAAGGCUCCAGAAUGCACGCAACCACGUCAGCAUUCACAGCAUCGCCACGACGAUGGAGCAGAACUUUCAGCCAGGAGGAGACUCUAACGGCUGAAUAAUGAGGCUGAUACAGCGAAUCAUCGAGAGAAGGGAAGAUGCUUUAAUUUGUUUAUUUUAAAAAUGGCCAGUGAUAUACCGAAUGGUGUCGGUUCAUGAAUUAAGAAGGUUAUAUAUGUUAAGAAUAUAUUAACACAACCUCUCUACCUCUAUUGUGUUCUAAAAAGUAAAAUGUCAUUCAUCCUUAUUAUAAUUAUUUUUCUUUUGUUUUGUCUUUGUUAUUUUUUUAUUUUUUAUCUUUUCUUUCUUUCUUUACUUUUGUUGUUUCUAUUUUUCUUUCCUGUUUUCUUUUUCACUAUUGUAAACUGACUCACACACAAACAAUGAAAAUACUUGUUUUAUUCCUGUAUGUCAUAUUGUGCAUUAUCAUCAAUAAAGUAUACAUCAACAUCAUUAAAAAAAUAUUUGAAUGUC